UGUUGUGAAAAAAACGAAAAAAAAGAAAAUAACGAUGUAGAGUAGAAGAAAACACAAAGACGUGCUAAGAUCCAAUUCUCCCCUGCUCAAGCAGGUACCACGGCGAUCUGCAGCGGCGCGCACGCCGGAAACUCACUUUCUCUCUCCUAAAUUUCUUCCGUCUCUCUCCUAAAUUUCUUCCGUCUCUCUUCAUUUCUUUAUAUCAGUUACUUGAAACUUUUGCGAUAUUUUGCAGAAAUCUCUGCAAAUUCAGUUCUUCUUCGCUUAAUUUAUAGUUCAAUUUAUAGAAUUUCAUAUCGGAUCAUUUUUAUUUCAAUUGCACCUUGUAUAUGAUCCAUUAAUGGCGAAAAUUAGGGAUAGGACUGAGGAUUUUAAGGAUGCUGUUCGCCGUGAAGCCGUUUCUUUGGAGUACGAUGAGUCUAAAGUGGCUGCUAUAAUGGCAUCAUUCAUCAUACACAAGCCUCGAGAAAGGACUCAAUUCAUGAAAGCUUCACUUAAAACACUUGAGAGUAUUGGAGAGUUGGAUCAGUUUUUGAUGAAACAUAAGCGCGAUUAUGUGGAUUUGCAUCGGACAACGGAGCAAGAGAGAGAUAGUAUUGAGCAGGAAGUUACUUCUUUUGUUAAACUAUGUCAAAAGCAGAUAGACGUUCUAAAAGCUAGUAUAAAUGAUGAAGAAGCCAACUCGAAGGGUUGGCUUGGUAUACGAAUGGCUUCCAAUGCUGAUACAAUUGCGCAUAAACAUGGAGUGGUUUUGAUAUUAAGUGAAAAGCUUCAUUCAGUUACAUCAGAAUUUGACCGGCUGAGAGCUAUACGGUUCCAAGAUGUUCUGAAUAGAGCAACGCCCAGAAGAAAACGAAACCGUAUCCCUGAGUCAAGUGCAACAGACCACUUGAAAUCAAAGCAUCUAGAGAAUAAGGAACCUGAUGAAGUGGAACCCAGUCCCCAAAGAGUCCAAGAGCAGCUUUUGGAUGAUGAUACUCGUGCACUUCAGGUGGAGCUGAGUAAUCUUCUAGAUGCAGCUCAACAAACUGAAACCAAAAUGGUGGAGAUGUCUGCACUGAAUCACCUCAUGUCUACACAUGUUCUCCAGCAAGCCCAACAGAUCGAGCAUUUGUACGAACAGGCAGUUGAAGCAACGCAAAAUGUGGAGCUUGGCAACAAAGAGCUGUCUCAGGCCAUACAGAGGAAUAGUGGUAGCAGAACAUUUCUUUUGCUAUUUCUGAUUGUACUUACUUUCUCUGUCUUAUUUCUUGACUGGUAUAACUAGUGUAUGUAAAUAUCUGGUCCAACAUUUGCAAGCUUAUCAUCAGUCAUCAUCACUCUAGAAGGUAGUCCUUGUUAAUUUUUUCAUGGAACUGGGACAGCCAAGAUCUGUGCAUGGUCAUGACCAAUGGUACCGGGGGUGUGAGACUAACAAAUUCGACCAAUAUGACUUCAAAUUGAGAUUAUUUUUCAGUCUGAUCUUUUUGGUGUGUAAUCAUAAUACAUUAGCAUGAUAGAAAUUAAAUCCCAUAAAUGGAGUUUUUCUGUGUGCUGACGCUAA
This is a messenger RNA of Beta vulgaris subsp. vulgaris (sugar beet), 1543 nucleotides long. RefSeq names its product syntaxin-81. The record is from RefSeq and is a predicted model, not a curated record. Gene Ontology annotation, biological process: retrograde vesicle-mediated transport, Golgi to endoplasmic reticulum. Gene Ontology annotation, cellular component: endoplasmic reticulum; SNARE complex; membrane. The transcript is spliced from 7 exons. The coding region runs from base 341 to 1267 and encodes 308 amino acids. NCBI's taxonomy places the organism in Eukaryota, Viridiplantae, Streptophyta, Magnoliopsida, Caryophyllales, Amaranthaceae.